This is a messenger RNA of Lolium rigidum, 536 nucleotides long. Its product is annotated as ribosome biogenesis protein BMS1 homolog. The coding region runs from base 1 to 489 and encodes 162 amino acids. The record is from RefSeq and is a predicted model, not a curated record. The transcript is spliced from 4 exons. NCBI's taxonomy places the organism in Eukaryota, Viridiplantae, Streptophyta, Magnoliopsida, Poales, Poaceae.
AUGGGCACGUUGGCGCCAGUCCGCAGCAACCCCGGGCAGACAUCACAUCCCCACUUCUCCCUUGCGUUUCCCUACGCCAAGCAUUUUCCACCAGAGUAUUGCAAGAUUCCACACAACAAGGACUCUGUUUACAAGGAUAUUGAGCGGAAAGUACGGAAGUUCAACUCUAUAGAGGUCCCUAAAAAACUGCAAGCAAUACUUCCUUUUACUUCUAAGCCGAAGGAUAGACCUAAGAGUAAGAAGCCAACCACGGAUAGGAUCCCAGUAAUCAUGGAUACUGACGAGAAGAAGAGGAAUGCAGCUAUUCAACAGUUGAAGCAAAUAAAGCAUGAGAAGAUGAGGAAGGAGAAAAUUAAGCGUGGACUGCAGAAGAAAGCACACGAGGCCCAGAAAGCCAAGACCGAUCUGGUGACCAAGAAGCGACAGAGGGAAGACAGGCGUGAGCGAUACAGGGAAGAAGAUAAGAAACAGAAACGUGCCCGAAGAUAAGUGGAACGAUUCAGCGUGUAAGGGAUGUUACACACGUGGUACCAUGA